AGUUGAAUCCGAUCGUGGGAUUUCAGAGGUUUCUUUCUUUGCUUGCUCCCUCCAAGGCUCUCCCCACUCUCUUGCAAACAAUGGCCCGUUUCAAGGCGAAGCAACCAUCAUCGGGAGCCGCCGAGAAGAAGAAGCCUCGAAUGAGUAACGCCGAGAGGUCUGCUUACUUCUCGAGGAGGGAGGCGGCCAAGGUACUGCGAUCAGUUCUUCAAGGAGACGCUCAUCGACGAGCGGUAGCCACCAUAAAGUCCCUUGUUUAUAGCCCGUCUAUUAAGAACAAGAAGGCUACUUUCGCUCUCGUUUGUCAAACCCUCAAACAUCUUCCUAUCAUUAAGGAUGUGCUGGAGGGUGCUAACAUAUUGAAUAGUAGAUGGAAGAGGCAAGUGGAAUUGGUUUAUAUAAUCACUUAUGAUAUUCUUUUUGGUCAGGAAAUUUCAUUUGUUGGCGAUGCGGAGAAAUUUUUGCUACAGAGAAAAGUUUCUCUUCAGUCUGCUUUAGCUCGGCUUUUGGUGAGGAAAAAGAUGAAGUGCAUUGAAGAUUUGUUAGACCGUUACCAAACUCCUGAUGUUUCAAAACCACGAUAUGUUCGUGUCAACACACUUAAACUGGAUGUUGAUUCCGCCUUAAUUGACUUGAGGAAACAAUACAUGGUGGAGAAAGAUGACCUGGUCCCUGACUUGUUAAAGCUCCCACCAAAAUGUGAUCUUCAUGAUCACCCUUUGGUCAUGAAUGGAAGUGUGUUUAUGCAAGGGAAAGCAAGUUCUAUGGUGGCAGCAGCUCUUGAUCCUGAUCCAGGAUGGGAGGUUCUUGAUGCAUGUGCAGCUCCAGGGAAUAAAACUGUCCAUCUCGCUGCUCUUAUGAGAGGGAAAGGAAAGGUCAUAGCCUGUGAACUGAACAAGGAAAGGAUAAAACGUUUAGCAGACACUGUCAGACUAUCUGGCGCAUGUAAUAUUGAAGUUUUUCAUGGCGAUUUUUUAAGUUUAGACCCAAAAGAUCCCCCAUACUCCAAGGUCCGUGCCAUUCUUUUAGAUCCUUCCUGCUCUGGAUCUGGUACAGUUGCUGAGAGAUUGGACCAUCUGCUUCCAUCUCAUGCUGCAGGUCAAUCAGCAAAUGUUGAUGAAACAGAGAGACUUACCAAGCUGGCCUCCUUUCAAAAGAAAGUGCUAACACAUGCACUGUGCUUUCCACAAGUUGAGAGAAUAGUCUACAGCACUUGUUCCAUCCACCAAAUUGAAAAUGAAGAUGUUGUCAAGUCUAUUUUACCCCUUGCUGCAUCUCAUGGUUUUCGACUAGGAACACCUUUUCCCCAGUGGCACCGUCGUGGUCUUCCGGUUCUAGAAGGCUUUGAACAUUUGGUCCGGACUGACCCUGUUGAGGACAAAGAAGGCUUUUUCAUUGCUCUGUUUGUCAGGGAAGAAGGGUCCGUAAUCCACCCAUCGCUGAGCCCUGAUUCAUCUCAUCUGUCUCUUGUAAAGCGUACUAAAAGGAAAAAUCUUAGCAAGAAAGAGGCGAGAAUUAGAAUGCCAACCCUGUAUGGCGGAAUGUUUAAAAUGUUUUUAUAUUCUAAACCUAGUUUUAGGGUUAACCUGAAAUAACAACAUGCUAUUUGAUUUAAAUUUUUUUAAUCAACCCUGUUUUGUCAUGUUACCUCCCAAGUUUUAAUACAAUUUGCUGCGAGUCUUUCCCUUUCUUUUUUAGCCAUAAAUUUCUGCUUGGCAUGAGGAUUUCCAUUGACCAUUGUUAGCAAAAAACAUAUGUGAUUAAAACCAGAGAUGGAAAAUACAAGAAAAUACUAACAGUAAAAUCUGCAUUUCAUGAUUUCAACACAACACGACAUAGAACUCUGAUAUCAAACGUUUAACACACUCAGAAACCACCACGGCAAACGCUAGAAACUACUUACAGGGCUAACCCCCAACUUAUUUAAAGCCCCCAUUGACAAUUAACCGUAAAUCUAAAGCUGCUUCAAGCUAUUUUAACCUCGAUGGUCUUGGGUUUCUUAGGCUCAGGGGGUGGCAGUUUCUCCACAGUAACAGUUAAAACCCCGUCUUGACAGAUUGCAGAGAUGGCAUCAGUGUUAGCAUUCUCAGGCAACGCAAAUUUCCUCAUAAGCUUGCCGACCCGCCUCUCCAUUCUUACGUACUUGG
Molecule: messenger RNA, 2147 nt
Organism: Gossypium arboreum
Lineage: Eukaryota; Viridiplantae; Streptophyta; Magnoliopsida; Malvales; Malvaceae
Product: 25S rRNA (cytosine-C(5))-methyltransferase NSUN5
Exons: 13
Coding region: 81-1595 (504 amino acids)
Biological process (GO): rRNA base methylation
Cellular component (GO): nucleolus
Molecular function (GO): methyltransferase activity
Source: RefSeq, a predicted model, not a curated record